AUGUCUGAGCCGAACGAUCACGCUAGCGCUAUGUCCACCGGUCAACAGUCAGCGGAGGAUCCACCGGACGACUCCACCAGACCUAACGAUGCCGCUUCGGUCAACGUUCGCUCUUGCCCAGAAGGAAAUGUUGACUCUCAACAUGUUCAGGAAGCGCAGUUGAAUCAAGUGGUAAAUCAUCGCCGAACUCGGGGUGAAGCAGAGGUCGCUUCGCUUGGUCCGGCCAUAGAAGAUCUUGUUCCCCGCGCCUCUCGCUUGAGAAGAUCUCGCCCUGCAGACGACGCCAACGAGCAGAUCAAGGCAUCCAGCCCCAAAAAGGCUCGUCAUACCUCGCAGGUGCCUUCGCGCACGGCGCCCCCGCGGCGCUCAUCGCGGAAGCUCAUGGAUCAACAUCGACCUGCUUUGUCCACGUCUUCGGUUAAGGAGAGCACCCAAUCGCGAACUUUGGAGACGCCCGGCGGUGAUGCGAUGAUACCUGAUGAAGAUGAUCCUCCCCCAAAGACCGUCACCGAGUUGGACUUGGAUUUGGAGGAACAAUUGUAUGGCCAGAAUUAUGAGGACAUCUACCAUGCAUACUUGAACGAGAGCCCACGCGAAGGCGCUGAACAAGCACGAGCGGGUGCUCGCGACAUGUACGAGAAGGGCGACAGUAACGAGCAGAGCCCACGCGGCGCGGGCGAGGAUCAGGGGGGUGAGGACGAGGGAAGCGGCGGCAACGGCGACGGCAGCAACAACAGCGACGACGAAGACGGCGAACAUAAUAGUACCACAGUUAAGACCGUGGGUGAGGUCGGCGCUAGGUCCACGGGCUCGGGCGACGCCGCGGAGGGGGACGAGAGAGAAGUCCCUGACGACGACGACGACGACGAAGGGGAGGAGGACGAGGAGGACGAGGACGAGGACGAGGAGGAGGAGGAGGAGGAGGAGGAGGAGGAGGAGGAGGAGGAGGAGGAGGAGGACAAGCACAACGGGAACAAGCACGAGGACGAAGAGGGCCCCACCAUUGUGCCCAAGAGACAUGUCUCGGUCCGCGGUCGCCCGAUCGACUUCAGCAGCUUGUCUCACAUUCUUGACGACGAAGAACCGUCCGGCGAUGAGUUUGUGCCCGCCGAAGAACAGCAACGUGCCUCAGGAUCCUCUCGAGAUGCGAUGAUGACUAUCGAGGAGGAGGACGACAUGGACGAUCGGGUUCUCGAGAAAGAAGCCGUCGAAUCUGACGAGGAGGCGCGGAACUCGACCAAGCGAAAGAAGCGCGACCACUCUCAAGUUCAGAAGAAGAAGAAAGUUAUUUGUCGUAAUUUGGUGGCCAAGGACGGUCGCGGGUCUGUCACGGAACCGAACCCGAGGGGUGCGGCCUCGACGACCGCCGUAGGAUCUGCAUAUGAAGAUCUCUGGGAGCCCUCCAGCCACGACCGUGCAAAAUACGAGGCGCGUCGCCAACGCGCUAAACAGCGCAGAUCCGGCACCCAGGACAUUAGCAGUGAUGAGGCGCCUCCACAGUCGCAAGUCAAGGGCAAGUCCCGCAAUGGUGAGGUUAACGACACUUCUACGCGCUCCAAAGGGGGCAAAAAGAGAAACUCGAAGGCAACCAAACGUAACAAGGCCCGCCGAGUUGAUGACGAGGAAGAUGUUGCAGAAUCAGAUGCUAGCGUCAACGAGGGCGACGAUGGAGAGACGCCAGCAGCUGGCGGCAGUGAGAGGAUGAAAGUGCAAGCAGCAGCGGGGAAGUCGAAGCCUGGUCGGAUUAGCAAGGAGCACCAGGCUAUGAUUGAUGCAGAAAUUGCUCGCCACGACGCAUUUAUAUCCGAAAUGGCUGAACUCACGGGCAAGCCCAUCCCCAUAAUCACGGACUUGAUCGACGUUCCAAAAACCGUGCGCCAUCGUAACCUGAAUCUGUGGGCUGUCUUCGAGACCUAUUUCUCCGCGGAACAUAGCAAACCCGGUGAGACAGAAGAAGAAUUCAUGUACCGAAUGCGAGAUGCCUACCAUGCCAUCGCAAAGGAUAUUCCCCUUAAAGAUAGGGAUAAGCGGCACGAGGCGUUCAAGCAUGUCAUCGACUGGUAUAUCGAACGCGGUCAGAUGCUCGCGGAGAAGGUCCUCAGAAAAGGACAACUGGAGAAGGAGCUUCGUCGUGCAGCUGCCGAGUUUACGUCGCUGGGUCGCCACUUCCUGCGAACAAAAGGUUUCCACAUCAUCGGAUACGCGAUCGAUAUCCGACCCGGGGGCACGGGGAUUAUGUUCGGCAACUCUCCGGCGGUCGCCCAAGUGCAGAAAGAACACUCGACCGAUCAUAUUGAGAACAUCGCUACGUACCAGGGGCUGUUGCGAUCCGCUCAGGCAAAACUCAAGGGAAUCACGAUUCCGAUGGCCCCUGGCGCUACGCCUUCCUCGCAACCAGCACGUCCCUUCGUCGUCCCUGUUCGAAACAAAGGGGAAGGACUUCGCGAUUACCGCAAUCGGAUCCUGACGUGUCUUUUCCAGCACAAGUUCGAAGCGGUCGGUGUCGUGGACGACAAAGUACGAUGGUCCACCAUAGUGGAGGUUCUAUACUUCAACAAGCUUCGUAUCGUCGACAUGCACCCGGACGCCGUACUCAGCCGUUGCAAGGCCGGCACACUCGACUUUGACCUCAAGGCUAGCGGCCAUGGCAAGGUCGUUGCAGAGAUGGUCGCGCCGUGGAGUCAGAACGACCCGGACGGCAUCAAGUUCGAGAUCGUACCUUGGAAUGACGACGAGAUGAAAUUACCGGUGAAGGAUCUUGGCCACGUGCCCCUCAUCCUGGCAUGGGUGCAGAAUGAGGAGUUCGUCGUUGCGGAUGGUAAAACCAUCAUCAUGCACGGCCCCUUCAAGCAGAAGGUGAUGUGGCGCGUCGCAUCGAGUGAGCAGUGGCGUAAGGAUUUAAUGUCUGCGGAAACGUCGGCCGGCGGAUCGGGUGGAAGUACCAGCCAAGUGCGGCAACCCGAAACUGGCAAGGAUCGCAAGGGCGGUGCCACCAGGGGUACAAGCAUCGUGCCGAAACGCUCGAUUGCCGCUGCUCAGCAGUCAUCGGCGUCCCAGCGUACGACAGUCGAACCAGAGGCGCCCGCGGCUCGAGAUAACGAGGACAUUUUUGGGAUGCCGUCUGGCUUCUGGUCGUCGCAUGAUGGCAUCGAGGCAUUACCUCAGCCCUCCCACCGCCCCCCUCGAGCAUCAGAGCAUGCGUCGUCUCAAGCUAACAUUGGAGCAAACAAACAGCGGCCACCUUCUGCUGAUGUGUCGAGCCAGCUCCGCCGACUCGUUAACUCUGCGGGGCCAGGCUUCGAGGAGGAACGUCGCCUCGCCUCAACAGUUGUCAACCCACAUCGUCGGGAUGCAAACACUCAUUUUCGAUUAUUCGAUUCGUCUACCCCCGCAUCGCAUCACCAUGUAUAUCAUCAGCCAACGUUAGCUCCGACCUUCGAUUCUUAUCCUCAGGAUCCGCAUCUCGAUGCGACGUUACUUCGACAAAGGUCGACCCAGGAGACUGCCCGUCCUAAUAGUGAUGCUUAUGUUCGAGAUUCAUUGAUCCCUCCUCCCAUUCCGUUUAGUUCCCGCCCCGCCCCAAGUUACCGCGAAGUCUCGAAUGCUGCGGCAUACUCAAUCGGAGACGAAUUGCACGCUCAUAACCCCUUCUAUGGCGCCCAACGCGGCGCGGCCGUGGACGGGUACGGAGGUGAUCAAGACAUCAACAUGACCGCUCCGUCGCAUGGUGUGGACGUGUCCGGUUCGACCCGUGGGUCCGACAUGAUGGGCCGUCACGGAAUUCACCACCGAGACGUGAUGGAAGAUAAUCCGGAACGCCCGCUUGCAACGCAGGACGCAGAUCGCGAGGCGCUGGUUGCGGUGUUGCAACCCCCGUCCCGACCCCCGUCAAGCUUCACUUCUCGGCCUGUUUUGGGAGCAGCGGUCAAACCAAGGCCACGACCAGUUGCCCGCGUGCCCGAUAAUGAGCGUCAGGAUUACUACGAUGCGAUGGAGGAAUACUACCGGAACAAUGCUCGAUACGUGAGGUAG
Punctularia strigosozonata HHB-11173 SS5 is the source of this 4032-nucleotide messenger RNA. RefSeq lists its product as uncharacterized. The record is from RefSeq and is a predicted model, not a curated record. Lineage: Eukaryota; Fungi; Basidiomycota; Agaricomycetes; Corticiales; Punctulariaceae. The transcript is spliced from 21 exons. Bases 1 to 4032 code for a protein of 1343 amino acids.